UGUAUUAGGUUGUGCAAUAGAUUUAUGUCAUUAGUUUCACAUCUGCUUUACUUCAUAAAGCACCGUUGUGAAAGCAUCCCAUCCGAGCGAUUUAUUCAACAGCUUCUUAUCAGUUACAGGAUCAAGAUGGUAGACACAAAAGAAGAUAACCAGCCAUUUUCAGCCACUGAGCAAAACACCAACUUCAUCUGGUCACCAAAGGGGAAGAUUUUAGCUCUUGAAAUUACUAUAUGUGCCAUUGCGACUAUUUGUAAAGCAGUGUCCUUUGUAUGCUACCUUUGGGGCUGCAUUACAGAGCUGGUCUGGGCCAUUUUCAUGUUCAUCGUUUAUGCCAUGGACCUGCAAACCUACAUGCACCUAUCGCUGAUGUAUUUACAAUGGCUGGACUUCUUUAGAGCAACCACAGGAUCGCUCAUCCUUCUUGUUACUUCUCUUGUCUGUCUUAGCUGGGGGCGGGAAAGUGCCGGGGAAGUUUUUGGUUCGAUUUUUGCUUUGCUGGCAGCGGCAGCGCUUGGAUAUGAUGCCUUUGGCAUAAUCAAAUACAUAAAAAACCUGAAACAGCAGGGCAACUGUUAAUGCUGCUAUGAUCUAAACUGUGGUUCACUCAUUACAACAGGAACUCACAUAUGAUAUCAGUUGAUAAUUUUGUAGAUUUUUUGUCAUGUCUUGUUAGCAUCUAAAAAUCUAGAUUAGAAAUUAUACAUUUUUAAAUCUACUUCAUGUCAUGCCAUUAAAGAGUGGAAUUAUUA
Molecule: messenger RNA, 749 nt
Organism: Labeo rohita (rohu)
Lineage: Eukaryota; Metazoa; Chordata; Actinopteri; Cypriniformes; Cyprinidae
Gene: plp2a
Product: proteolipid protein 2a
Exons: 6
Coding region: 25-576 (183 amino acids)
Source: RefSeq, a predicted model, not a curated record